GUUACCUACCCGCCAUAUAUUUGGUGUCAAUGAUAUCAUAUGGGAUUAAUUUUUAUUUUCCCUUCUAUUCAUAUCUCUUUGUCAUGAUGCACUGAUUAGUUGAUUGUAAUUUUAUGUCCUUAUGAACUAUUAACUUUAAUUGGACGACAUAUUUUCCUCGGUUUCUUUAUAACCUGUAUAUAUUUUGGUGAUGUCUAAUUUCUAAAAUAAUUCCGUAAAUUUUCGUGUCUAUGUUACCCAUUUUAACUGUCCGUUAUUAAUUUUGAUUUUUUUUUUCCUUAAGAAAUAAACGGUGGGAAUAUUUGUUUACUUGUACUUGGAUUAAGAUAGUCUUUUUGGUUAAAAUAAUGGCUAAAACAGGCAUGCUGAUUAUUACGAACCCUACCAAAUUAAAUAAACUAAUACCUAGAAUUAGAAAUGAAGUAAAAAAUACCUUAUAUGUACAAUUUUUUCCGCCCAAAAGACCAGGUAUUAGUAAUGGCAUAUUUGCCAAUUUUAAUAUAACUCCACCGUUAAUGUACAGUAAGUCAGUCAAAAGUUUUUAUAAAAGCACAAAUGAUUUAAAGAAAUUAGAUGUGAGAAUUCUAUUAAGCGCAAUCAAAAACCCCACAGUUUCUAAAAUAAACACCAGACAACCAGUCGAGAUAGUUUAUUUUGACCAAGUACUUAAUGAUGAUGAAAUGAAAGGAUUCAUAACUUCCUGUAUUGAAAAUAAAACUCAUAAUUGCCGUACAAUAGCAUUGUGUGAAUCUGAAUGUGAACAGUUGGAUGAUUCAUCUGUGGAUACCAGUGAAUCUUUUAACUCUGUUGUAUUAGGUGGAACAUUUGAUCGUUUACACAAUGGCCAUAAAAUUUUAUUGAGCGAAGCAGUUUUAAGGUGUAAGAAAACAUUGACAGUUGGGGUUACUGAUACUGAUAUGCUCAAAACUAAGAAACUAUGGGAGUUAAUCGAGCCAUGCAGUUUGCGGAUGGACAAAGUGAGGGAUUUUUUGGAGGAUAUUGAUCCGGAUUUAGAAUACAAUAUCAUUCCUAUAAAUGACAUGUUUGGUCCUACAAAGGAUGAUCCUACUUUUGAGAUGAUUGUAGUUAGUGCAGAAACUGUUGGUGGUGGUAAGAAAGUUAAUGAAUUGAGGGUUAGUAAUGGAUUAAAGCCACUUCAUGUUGUUAGUGUCGAACUUAUACCUGAUAUUAAAAUUGAUGAAGAAGAAGAGGACAAAAUAAGCUCCAGCAAUGAUCGUUUACGUCUGUUAGGAACAUUAAUAACUCAACCAGAGCCAAGAACACAUAUCCCAUCUCAACCGUACGUCAUUGGUCUGACUGGAGGUAUUGCUAGCGGUAAAUCAUCAGUAUGUGCGAGAUUGAGACUGCUUGGGGCUGGUACUGUCGAUUGUGAUAAAAUAGCUCAUGAACUGUACCUACCUGGAACUACUAUUUACUCUCAGUUAAUUGAAAUAUUUGGUUCUGCCAUAAUAGGAGAUGAUGGAAUUAUUAAUAGGAAGAUUCUGGGGCAAAUGGUUUUUAAUGAUAAGACAUUACUAGAAAAACUCAACAAUUUACUUUGGCCUUCUAUAUUAGAAAGGAGUAAACAAUUGAGUAUUGAGUUAUUCAAGAAAGGAUUUAGCGUUGUUGUAUUGGAAGCAGCUAUCUUGAUUCCAGCUGGAUGGCAUAUGCACUGUCAUGAAGUUUGGUCUUGCAUCAUACCACAAGAAGAAGCGAUAAAGCGUUUGCAAAAUAGAAAUGGUCUGUCUAUAGAAGAAGCCACAUCAAGAUUACUUUCUCAAACAAGUAAUGUUGUACUUGUGAAUAAUGCUAAUGUUGUUUUUUGCACUUUGUGGAGGCCAGAAUACACACAGAAGCAAGUUGAAAAGGCUUGGAGUGAACUUCAACAAAGAAUAUCAUGAUAUAUUAUUAUUUAUAUUUUGAUCUUAGUUUAGCAGUAAACAAAUAAUUGGUGAUUGUUUUGUAUAUAUGUAAUGGAAAAAUUGUUUUUAUUUUUUAUGCAGUUGUAUUUUAAAACAAAACUUAAUUGUUUUCUUUUACUUAUAAUUGCCCUUUUCUUUUGUCAUAUUCAUUUACCAUUUGUAUUUACAUCUGAUAAUAAGCUGACCUUACAGGAUCAUUCGUGAAUGAAAGUCCCUAGAAUGACAAAGAUUGCUGUUGGCCCCUUUGUUCAUGAUGAACCCAUAGCGGGUCACUUAUACAUUGCAUGUUCAAUCAUUAUAUCAUUACCUACUACAAACUAGUAAUGCGCCAUAUAGGCAGAGCUGUGAUUCUGUCACAGUGACUGGGUUAGAGCUGGUGAUCACAGUGACAGGCUAAGGUCAAUAAAACUACCAGGUUCACUCACUCAGAGGGAAAAUGGUGGCGAGGAAUCGAGCUCUGACGUAGCCAAUGGACUUAUUUUACCCCUCUGCCCUUUGUUUUUGGACAUUUUAAUAUUAUUAUUUACUUUUCUACAUUAAAUCAAUACUGUAUUGCCAAAUAACUUAUUAAUUUUAAUAGAUUUGAAAGGUG
Molecule: messenger RNA, 2514 nt
Organism: Nezara viridula (southern green stink bug)
Lineage: Eukaryota; Metazoa; Arthropoda; Insecta; Hemiptera; Pentatomidae
Source: the annotation of a GenBank genome assembly